This is a messenger RNA of Trichophyton benhamiae CBS 112371, 1434 nucleotides long. RefSeq lists its product as uncharacterized. Lineage: Eukaryota; Fungi; Ascomycota; Eurotiomycetes; Onygenales; Arthrodermataceae. The coding region runs from base 1 to 1434 and encodes 477 amino acids. The transcript is spliced from 4 exons. The record is from RefSeq and is a predicted model, not a curated record.
AUGUAUCGGAAAUACUACCGCCACGCAGACUCGGAUACCGAUUCGGAAGAGGAGUUCUAUCACCGUAUCCACCGUCGACCCCGUGAAAAGGUUGUCGUUGAAGAGAAAAGGCGGCCGCGUUCUGCAUCUGUCGCCAAUCCAUACCGUGGGGGCGAUGCUCAGAUAUACAUUGAUAUCAAGAAUGACCUGCAAGAAAACACUAAGCUAGCCCCCCCACAGGUGCCAGUCGGUCGGGCAAGAUCUGCUUCCCAGCGACGGCCUGUAUUGGCUGAUGCACUGAGUGACCUAGAGGAUGACAUUAUUCGUCAUGAGCGCAGGGCUAUUCGCCGACUGGAACGCGAAGAACCAUCUCGAAGAGCCGAAAUCGAAGCUGAGAUUCGCCUGGAGAGAAUCAGACAGCGAGAACGGGAACUAGAUGAAAUGAGAAAGGAAGAGGAUCGCAUGCGUCGUGAAGACCGCAUCCGUCGCGAGGAACGUGAACGCAUUGAGGCGAGCAAGGGCAGUGGAAACGCUUCUGCUCAGCCUCAGCCACAGACUCAGCCACAGCCUCGACAAGAGACCGAACUGGAACGAGAGAUUCGUAUUGCCAAAGAAGAGGAAAUCCGGAGUCUAAGGCGAUGGCGGAAAUUGCAGGAAUAUAUGGAGAUGCAAGAGAUGGGACGGUUAGAGAAACGGCCUGAGCGUGAUGAUCACCCCUUGACCCGACGAGAUAUUGAAAAAGAGAUACAAUUUGAAAGGCUCAAGAAAAUGGAAAAUGCUCUCCUUAUUGAGCGAAUGAAAGUCCUGGAAAAGGAGCGUGAGGAAAAGGAGCGCGAGAGGAAAAUUCGAGAGAAAGUACAGGCUGAAAUUGCCCAGAAGGAGAAGGACGAAAUGGAGCGAUUGCAGAAGGAGGCCAAACUAAAAGCCAGUGCCAUUGAGGAGUACAAGAAGAAGGAGGCUGAGAGGUUGGCGAAGCAAAAAGAAGAAGCAGAGAAGGCCAAGAAGGAAUUCAACGACAAGGUAAACCAGUUGUUAGGCAGUGCUGGUUUCUCCGAGGACAAGAUUACUGCCAUCAUGCAAGGCAAGUCACUCAAGGAAAUGGAGCUUGUCCAUGUUGAAAAACAUGUCCACCACGGAAAGCACAGGCAAAUAGAAGACGAAGAGGCAUUUGUUAAGGUUCAUCGCCGCUAUCUCGAACCUCGAACUCUUGAUGCGUUUAGUCUGAUUUGGGAAUUUGAUCCUAACGAUGCAGAUUACAUGCUUAUCUACCAUUCUCUCAGUCAAGAGGAGCAGGACAGACUCUUUGACCAUACCCGCAAAUUACGUGGACAGCGUACUCUGACUGCUUCUCCUCACAACGGUCCUGUAACCGUUGAAAUGAAGGUCAAUGACAAGAAGAGAGAUGGCUUAUACCUUGUUAGGAAGAAACAGGACCGGAGGAGCCUAUUUUGGUAG